AUGUCGCAUAUGGACUUGUGUAACCAUGUCGAAUAUGAAGAUAUGGAUAACAUCCCAAUUAUUGUGCAACAUAGUGGACACUGGGAUGAGAACAAUAAUUACAAAAAUUUCAAGGUUUUUGGUGUGCUACUUCCAGCAAAUUGCAACUACAUUUACUUGGUAGGAAUGAUAUGUAACGAACUGAAAUUGCAGCCCCAGUUGACUACAUUGAUAAUUGAGUACCAAGCAAAAGAAGGCUAUCCACCAUUUAAAAUUUUGGAUGACAACAAUUUGUUGUUUUAUAUAGAGUUGAAGAAAAGAGAGGCUGAUUUUAACAAGUACCCUUUGAGCAUUACUUUACAAGAAUCGUAUAUGCAACCAUCAGUUAAUUCCACUCGGAGUGAAGCAACCGUUGAUAAUGUUUGUGAUGAAGCUCAGAUUACAGAAUGCUUAUCAUCCAGUGUUGCUAAUGACUUCCCUGAUGAUUUAAACAAAAACACUGUUGGAGACUUUAUGGACUAUGCAGAAAUGGUUUCACGACAACUGCUGACUAUGCCAACUAAUGAUCUUGUUACAACAACUAGUGCAGAGGUCGGUUCAAAUGAAAUCAUAGAAGACAAGCACAAGUCAGAUUUGAUACCAAUGCAAGUUUACAAGGACAAAGAAACACUGCAGAUUGCUCUAAGCCACUAUGCAAUAAAGAAGAAUUUCCAGUUUAAAGUGCACAAGUCUUGCAGGAAAGAGUAUUUAGUGAAAUGUCUAGACAACAGUUGCAGUUGGUUGUUGCGUGCAUCAAGGAAUGGCAGAACUGAUCAGUUUGUAAUACGGAGGUUUGUUAACAUUCAUAACUGUGCUUUAGAAAUACGAUUUAAAGGACAACGACAAGCAACAACAAGCAUUGUUGCAGAUACAAUAAAACAGAAGUUCACAAAUAUCAAAACGUCCUACACAGUUGCAGAUAUUAUACGUGACUUGAAGCAUGAUCACAAUGUCAACCUCACAUACAAUAAAGCAUGGAGAUCUAAGGAAAAAGCAAUGGAAAUUGUGAGAGGGAAUGCAACUGAAUCCUUUUCUGAUUUAUAUACUUAUUUGUAUAUGUUGUACAAUACAAAUGUGGGAUCAGUCGUGGAACUCCAGUUGACACAAGAUAAAUGUUUCAUGUAUGUUUUCAUUGCUUUGAAUGCUUCAAUAAAGGGAUGGAAUUAUUGUCUUCCUAUUGUAGUUGUUGAUGGAACUUUUCUGAAAUCAGCAUAUGGAGGGACAUUAUUAGUUGCUGCAACUCAAGAUGCAGGUGGCAAAAUCUUUCCACUAGCAUUUGCCGUUGUUGAUUCAGAGAACGAUCAAUCAUGGGAGUGGUUUUUCGUCAAAUUCAGAAAAGCUUAUGGAGGAAGAGAAGAUAUGGUUAUAGUAUCAGACAGACAUGAAAGCAUUAUCAAAGGAGCUGCUAAGGUAUACGCUGAAGUACCUCAUGUUUUUUGCGUUUUUCAUAUACUUGGCAACAUGAAAACUAAGUUCAGGAAAAAUUUGAAGAGGGUAAAAGAUGCAUUUCUCUCUGCUGCAAAUGCAUAUACAAUUAAGAAAUUUGACUAUCACAUGAAAGAAAUUGAGAAGGUCGAUAAAAGAGUGCAAAUGUUUUUAUUAGAAGUUGGCUAUGAAAAAUGGGCUAAAGUUCAUUCAGCAAACAAUCGGUAUUCAAACAUGACUUCAAACAUUGCUGAAUGUUUAAAUUCUGUCAUCAUUUCAAUACGGGAGUUGCCAAUUUGUACGAUGAUUGAAAGUUUGCGAGCCUUGAUACAAAAAUGGAGUUGGAAAAAUAGGAAUGAAGCAAAUGCAACCUCGACAAAGUUGACAGCAAAAUAUGAAGAUCUGCUGAAAACAAACUACCACUACUCUAUUGAUUUGACGGUGCACCCGACAAAUGAAAUUUUUUUUGAAGUUCAUAACAAGGAGAAAAAGUAUAUUGUUGACUUGAGCACAAAAACUUGCAACUGCAACAGGUUUCAAAUGGAUCAUAUUCCAUGUUCCCAUGCCAUUGCUGCUUUACAAAAAUCAAGCCUUGACCCUUAUGACUAUUGCUCACCAUAUUACAAGAAAGAAACGAUGGUUGCAACUUAUAAAGAAAUUGUAUAUCCUGUUGGUCACCAGGAUGCUUGGCAAGUACCUGAGGAUAUCAAAUCAGUUGUAGUUUACCCUCCACAAGGAAGAAUAAGGGUUGGCAGGCCAAAGAAAAGAAGAUGCAAGGCUACUUGGGAAAGAAGUGCAAAGACGACACAAGUUCAAUGCGGGAAGUGCAAGCAAAUUGGACAUAAUAGAAGAACUUGCAGAAAUCCUAUGAAAGUUAAUUAG
Daucus carota subsp. sativus is the source of this 2325-nucleotide messenger RNA. RefSeq lists its product as uncharacterized. Gene Ontology annotation, molecular function: zinc ion binding. The record is from RefSeq and is a predicted model, not a curated record. The transcript has 4 exons. NCBI's taxonomy places the organism in Eukaryota, Viridiplantae, Streptophyta, Magnoliopsida, Apiales, Apiaceae. Bases 1 to 2325 code for a protein of 774 amino acids.